This is a messenger RNA of Aegilops tauschii subsp. strangulata, 1641 nucleotides long. RefSeq lists its product as uncharacterized. The record is from RefSeq and is a predicted model, not a curated record. NCBI's taxonomy places the organism in Eukaryota, Viridiplantae, Streptophyta, Magnoliopsida, Poales, Poaceae.
AUGUUGUCUGUCACCUCCUCCGCGUCCACCAACUCCAACCCGUUCGCCGACGCCAACCCCUCCGACGUCAACGACAUCCGCAACCUCAACAUCUUCGAGCGGGUGCCGGUUCAUCUCUCGCAAACGGACUCCUCCUACUACACGUGGAAGACAUAUUUUUCCCUCGUGUUCUGGGAGUAUCACCUCAUCGACCACGUGGACAGCACCGUCGACUCCAGCCUCGUCCCUGAGUUCCAUGACUGGUCCACCAUCGACACCACGAUCAUCCGCUGGUUCUUCCUCACCAUCUCGCCGGACCUCUUCCAGACGGUCGUGGCAGACGGUGACGAUGUCUGCGCCGUGUGGACCAAGCUGAACGGGCUCUUCACCGGCAACCAGCUCCAGCGUCGCAUUUUUUUGCAGCAAGAGUUUUUUGGGUGUCACCAGGACAACACCUCCAUCGACGACUAUUAUCGCCGCCUAAAGACUCUCGCUGACAAGUUCCGCAAUAUUGGCGCGAAGAUCAAUGAUGACCUCCUCCUUAGCACGCUCACCACCGGGCUCAACGAGGACUUCGGCAACGCCGCGGCGAACCUCAGCCUCAUCCCCAACCCGUCCUUCGCCAAGUUCGUUGCGUACCUCCGCUUGGAGGAGCGGCGGAUGAAGCAGGUGAAGGCGCGGGCCAUCCACACCGUCCUCGCCACUGGCACCACCCGCGGUGGGCCCUCGGCGCCUCCAGCCGCGCCCCCGCCGCCGCGCCACCCGGCAUCCUUCCCGGCGUCGCCGCCGUACCCGGCGCCCCAGCAGCCGGGGCUGCUGCGGCUGCCCUAUGGUCCGCCCGCCCCUCCCGCCGAACGGCGCCGCGGGGGCCGGUGGGGCGCGCCGCGGCGGUCAGCAGCAGCAAUAGCCGCAGGGCGCCGGCUAGCCCCGUCAGUAGCAGCAGCAGGCGCAGCAGUUCCAAAUGCCCCCUUCGUGGGCCUCCGGCUACAACCCGUGGAUCGGUGUUGUUCAUGCCUACACCUUGCUGGUUCCACGGGCUCCUACACCGACCCUUCCCGUGUCGCGCCCGCCGGCGCAUCAAGCCUGAGCGGCGCCUAUGGUCUCCCUGCGGCCCUGCCGCCGCCCUCGCCGGCCCUGCCGCCGGCGCCUUGGGAUCCGGCGCUCCUCGCCGCGCUGCACACCGCGCCUACUCCGAACAACUACACUAGCGGCGGUGAUUGGUACAUGGACAUCGGGGCUACGGCUCACAUGUUUGCUCAUCCUGGUAAUCUUGCCUCCUUCAUUCCCGUCACCACCGACCGCCGCAUCAUUGUCGGCGACGGUUCCACACUCCCUAUUACACAUGUCGGGCACACUUCUUUUCCUUCUAAUUCCAUGCCUACUACUUUGUCUAACAUACUUGUGUCACCUCAUCUCAUUAAGAACCUUGUUUCUGUUCGUUGUUUAACUCGUGAAAAUCCUGUUACUGUUGAAUUUGAUGAGCUUGGUUUUUGUGUCAAGGACGCUCGAACCAGGAUGGUACUUCACCGAUGUGACAGCCUCGACGAGCUCUAUCUGGUGCAUCCGUCGUCCAUCUCCACCACUACACCGGUUGCUCUCUCCGCCGGCGUGGAUCUCUGGUACCCCCGGCUGUUCCUCCCGCCACCGGUGAUGCAGGCUUGA